AUGCUGCAUAUUAUUACUUUGCAUUAUGCUUUACUUCAAUCAUUAGCUGAGGUGAAUCAGUUUAUUGAGGGACUCAAGCUAAAUGGCCUUCUUGAGUGCAUGCGACAGCACCCUUAUGAAGCCAGGAAGCUGUUCAUCUAUGAAAACAACCAGAUUUCAGGAGAAGAACUUGACGAUCUUUUGGUCCCAUUAUUUGCCAAGCCUGGAAGCAACAAAAGAGAAUUGGAAGAGAGGGUGUCUUUCAAUUUUACCAGGUACCUUGAAGAUGUCAAUGAUGCAGAGGUUAAGGGGACCAUUGACGAUUUUAACACAGCGGAAAAAUCUCACAUUGUUAUCACAGCAGGCGUGGUGUUGUAG
Messenger RNA from Porites evermanni, 357 nucleotides. Lineage: Eukaryota; Metazoa; Cnidaria; Anthozoa; Scleractinia; Poritidae. The record is from the annotation of a GenBank genome assembly.